This is a messenger RNA of Betta splendens (Siamese fighting fish), 2335 nucleotides long. It is a transcript of the gene zbbx, whose product is annotated as zinc finger, B-box domain containing. Gene Ontology annotation, cellular component: motile cilium. The transcript is spliced from 13 exons. The record is from RefSeq and is a predicted model, not a curated record. Gene Ontology annotation, biological process: cilium movement. Lineage: Eukaryota; Metazoa; Chordata; Actinopteri; Anabantiformes; Osphronemidae. Bases 150 to 2012 code for a protein of 620 amino acids.
GCUGGAAGUAACUGAGGAGGAGGUGAAAAAGAUGGAUGGGGAGGAAGUUCCCACAUCUCUGCUUGGAGGAGAGUAUAGUGAGGAGGAGUCUGCCAGAUCCUUCCAGGAGGCUCUAAGUCAGUGGAGAGAAACCAGGGCGCGAGGGUCCAAUGUGGACUCCUGUCCGACCAGUAUCAGUGUCAGCUAUAGCGACCCAGGUUGACCUCCCGCUGGAAAAAGGGACUGAAGGAAGAAUACGUGGAAAGGAAGUGGGGAGAACACCUGUCAUGGUGGAGUUCAAGCAACACAGCCUUACCUACAUAGACAGAUUGCUUCUCAAGAGGCACCACAGAACGCCAGCUGAAACUUAUCCUACAUCACUAGAGUUUUUCAGAGAUUUAAAAUCUAACAUCCACAGUGAGGAGGAGGAGGAGGAGACUACAAACAGCCUAACAGGCUCUCAAACCAAAGACACAGCUAAGGACAGUUUCACAGCUGAAGAGGAGGAUUUUCACGAUUACUAUACGUCACUCUUUGCUGUCUCUGCGAGCAGGGACAGGGUUGACCCUCAGAGCACUACACCUCAGUCCUGCCUUGUCAUAGAGGUCCUGGAUGAAACAGACAAUGAUAUAAAUGGAAGCCUUGCUGAAGACAACAAAGUGGUUCCAUCUGUUCAGUGGAGCUCCAGCAGUGGGAGAACAGCUUCUCAAACAACCUUAACCAGUGUAAUGUCCUAUAAAAGUGAGCCACCAGCCUGCCCCACUGCUGAGACUCCAAGGUCUUCAAAGUCAUCUAGCAAGACUCCAAGCUCAAAGGCACAAACGACCAGUUUGUCUGCCACUGCUCCCAAAUCAGAGGCUGACCAAAGAUCUCCACACCCAUUGUCCUCACGCUCAUUACCACAAUUCCACUCUGAAAUCCGAAAGUUCUCACCCUCAUGUUCACCUUCUCAUAAAGGCUCAGACUCAUACCUGUUACCAAAACCAACCCAGUCUUCCCAGUUUCUUCUAGAACCAGUCUCAUGCACAAGGCCUUCUCAGUCACCACCAGCCACUCUGGAGUCCCCACAACAUUCCUCGUGUGUCCCAGAAUAUCUUCUAUCAGCUGACCAAGUCCCAGAUUCUCAGUCAUUUGUAACCCCCAAACCAAACCCAAAAUCCCUGAAACAAAGUCCAUCUGAAAGUACUCCACCAGACCUAUUGGCUUGUACUGAGUCUAAGUCUUUAGAUACUUUUUCUACAUAUAAAUCAACUUCAGCAUAUGUGAAUACCAGAGUUUCUAAGUCGUGGACCUCAUCAGAGCUGUCAUUUGACGGUGGAGAUGAAAUAUCCAGUGAUUGUCUGGGUCUGGCGUUACAUGAGGAAGACUCUUCAGACGAGGAGCCACAGAUGCUCAGACAUGUAACAAGAGGGAGAUCCAGAGGAGAGGAGCGAGGGAAUCCUGCCAAAUCUCAUCUAGCAGAUGCCUUUGUUCCUGCAGAUGCAGAACGAGAAGAAGAUUUUCAGACUGAUGAGCCAGAACAGCUGUCAGAACCAUCUAUGGUACUGCACAGCCAGAGCGCUGGGUCUGGAUCAGAGCUGCUCUGUGAUCUGCAUGAGUUUAUGCCUUUGGGUUUGGACAUGGAUUGUGGUCACUCUGACACACCAGGACGCACACACAGUGACCCACUGCUCACAUGCCAAACCUCACUGUCAGACUCAAACCGAACAAAGUUGCUUCCAGCAUUUCGUCCAUUGUCCCGAGCAGCCCAAGAGAUCAUGGAGAUCUGUAAUGUGGAUCAGACAGGCUGUGAAGACCCCGACUUGGACACUGACACGACUGCACACACCCUGCAGAGUCUAGAGCAGGAGCUCAGGCUCUUGGCCAAUGUUUCAGAAAUAGCAGCAGCGGCUUCAGUGGUUGGUGCUGGGAACAGUGGGAGUCUGGAUCAUGGUGGGAAUCUGAAUUUGAACUGGGGCAGAGUCAGUGAGGAGCAGAAGGAGGAGCAGGAGGCUGCACAACAAGACAUGCAAAGCGUCCUCUUCCUGUCCUGAGACAGUACACGCACACUCACUCACACACACACAAUAUUAUGGUGUGUGUGGUACAGUAAAGUGAAACUAAAUAAGAUCAUUGUAAAAAGCUAAAGUGAACAAAACCACAGUGUGUCACAUUCAUUUUUUGAUAUAUCAGCAGGAAUUCUUAAUGUUUGAAGCGGUUAAUAGUUAAACACUUUGAAACCAAAUAAAUCAUUAAAGGCUGAAAUGACUCAAUUGCUGUAAUGAGUCAUGAUUAUAAUUAUGUCUUUUAAGUGUGUGUGUCUAUGUUUCCAGCAUAUUCAUGUUGGUUUUACAGAAUUAAAAUGACCUGUGCUGUG